This is a messenger RNA of Lindgomyces ingoldianus, 1885 nucleotides long. Its product is annotated as cytochrome protein. Gene Ontology annotation, molecular function: oxidoreductase activity, acting on paired donors, with incorporation or reduction of molecular oxygen; monooxygenase activity; heme binding. Lineage: Eukaryota; Fungi; Ascomycota; Dothideomycetes; Pleosporales; Lindgomycetaceae. The record is from RefSeq and is a predicted model, not a curated record. The transcript has 3 exons. The coding region runs from base 47 to 1546 and encodes 499 amino acids.
CACAGCACGGCUCAUCUUUUACAGGCUGAAGCAGAUAGGAGUACCAAUGCCGGAAUGGAACCCUAUUCUUGGCCACCUGCCAAUGCUACCUCGUCUACUAAACCAGCUCCCCAAAGGGGCACAGCAAUCAUAUUGCUUCGGUCUCUUGACCCGCGACUUCCCGAACAGUGACGGGCUCUUCUAUAUCGAUCUAUGGCCUUUCUCACUACCAAUAAUUAUCGUAUCUACGCCAGAACUCGCCCACCAAGUUGGCCAAGAAUAUGAUUUGCCAAAGCCUGACUCGCUUAAACCCUUUUUUAAGCCAAUCACUGGAGGCUUGGGACUUUUUAUGAUGAAUGGCGAAGAUCAUAAGUCUUCACGAGCACUUUUCACCCCAGGGUUUAGUGCGAAUGUGAUCUUGGAGCACACAGGAAACAUUGUCGACCAAGCGCAAGUGUAUGUGGAGAUCUUGCGCGAGUAUGCAAAUAAAGGAGAAAUCUUUUCGCUUGAUGCAAUUACUUGCUGGUAUAUGAUGGACGUCAUUGGAGCCGUUAGCCUAGAUGCACAACUUAACUCGCAAAGACAACACAACGACCUAGCCUCCGCUAUGAGAAAUCAGAUUCAGCGACACAUUCGAGAAGAGGAGAUGAAUCCAUUCAAACGCUACAACCCAAUGCGGCCUAUUAUGGAGUGGUAUAAUGGAUACAUGAUGGAUCGUUACAUCUGCGCCGAACUAGACAAGCGGUACCAAGAAUGGAGAUCAGCAAAGCUAAGCAAGCCCAAGACGAAAUCCGUCAUAGAUCUCGUUAUCGCCGAAUAUAUGCGUGAGCGCUGUGCAGGAGACACCUUGGAUGUACGGUUUAAAUCCUGGGCAUGUGCACAGAUUAGAUUGUUCCUGUUUGUUGGACACGAUUCUACCGCCGCGACGAUUGUCUAUAGCUUUUAUCUUCUCUCCAGGCACCCAGCAGCUUUAGAGCGUGUGAGGAAGGAGCAUAACGAAGUGUUCAGCGCCGAUCUAUUAAUCACACCUCAGCUCCUAAAGGAGCAACCUCAACUAAUCAACCAACUUCCAUACACCACCGCAGUCAUUAAGGAAUGCUUGCGUCUCUUUCCGCCAGCCGCGGCUUUCAGGGGUGGUCUCGCAAACGUUUCUCUACGCGGCAGCAACGGCCAGAAAUAUCCGACAGAUGGAAUGGGCGUUUGGGUCCUUCACGACGCCAUUCACCGCCACCCAAACUACUGGCCAAGACCGUCUGAAUUCCUUCCUGAGCGCUGGAUGGUAGGCCCCGACCACCCGCUGUAUCCUCCGAAGUGGGCGUGGCGGCCUUUUGAGUACGGCACUCGCAACUGCAUUGGUCAGACUUUAGUCAUGCUGGAUGUGAAGGUCACGUUAGCAAUGACAAUACGGGAGUUUGAUAUUCAGAAUGCAUAUAAGGAGUGGGAUCAGUUUAAUUCGUCAAAAGGGAUCAAGACUGUGGAUGGAGAGCGAGCGUAUCAGAUCUCGGCAGGAUCGUCUCACCCAGCUGAUGGGUUUCCUUGCCGCGUUUCUAUCAGACAAGGAAAAUGAGGUGGAAUCUCCCUUGGCCGAACACAAACACACCCGACAUCUAAUAAAAAAGUUUGCAUGUGAGAGGGUGGAUAUCCCCUCCCCAUGAAAGGACCACCCUUGGUAACUUUUUCUACUAAAGGAUCGGCGAAGGUGGAUAGCGAGUUCUCAGGUGAAUUGCUCGAGAUUGCACCAUUGGGCGGGUAGCACUUCAAUACUGACUAUCUACUUUUAUUACAUUGCAUUAAUGAGUCUAAGCAAUAUUUUCGUCGCUUGUCAUUUGAAUAUGUUAUUAGGGCUCAAUUAUAUCACCCCGGACAAUUGAUCAGAGAUGACCGAGUUUAUCAGCACUAUUAAGCA